This is a messenger RNA of Dromiciops gliroides (monito del monte), 1041 nucleotides long. RefSeq names its product mas-related G-protein coupled receptor member X1-like. Gene Ontology annotation, biological process: G protein-coupled receptor signaling pathway. The record is from RefSeq and is a predicted model, not a curated record. Gene Ontology annotation, cellular component: membrane. The coding region runs from base 1 to 1041 and encodes 346 amino acids. Lineage: Eukaryota; Metazoa; Chordata; Mammalia; Microbiotheria; Microbiotheriidae. The transcript has a single exon. Gene Ontology annotation, molecular function: G protein-coupled receptor activity.
AUGGAUCUAUCUUCCCCUCAGUUGCCCGGAGAGCUGGAUUAUGACGAGCCGGAGGCGUCAACAUCGUGGGCAGAGAACACCCCUGCUCAGCGAGCCGCUGUCGCUGUCUCUCUCCCCCUCCUCACAGUACUCACCAUCUCCUGCGGGUUGCUGGGAAAUGGCACUGCCCUGGGGCUCCUGGGCUUCCGAAUUAAGAGAGGCCCCUUCGCUGUCUACAUCCUCAACAAGAUCGCCGCAGAUCUCCUCUUCCUGUUCUUCCAUUUUGUGACGAUUAUGGGGAAAUUGCUUUUUCCACUUCGUCCAGACUCGGUAUUUUUGAUACUCACGGGAUUUUGUGACUCCGCGAGUGAGAACCUCCUGGGGGCCAUGAGCACGGAGCACUGUCUCUCGGUCCUCUGCCCUGUCUGCUACGGAUCUAAGCGGCCCAAGCACACCUCCGCCAUCCUGUGCUCUUUCGUAUGGUUUCUGACCAUCCUGUCGUGUGCAAGCGGAUACUUCAUUUGUCAGCAUCUCUCCUCUUCCGAGGCCUGUGAAGAGUUUAUGGAAGGUGGGCUCCUGUGGCUGCCCCUGCAUCUGGUCAGCCUGAUCCUGGUGCUGUGUGUCCUGUGCCGGAGAUGCCGCUGCCCCGAGGCCUCCACCCUCCGGGUCCUCCUGGUCCUCAUCACCCUCGAGCUCCUGCUGAACGGUUUGCCCUUUGUCCUUGGUAAAGGGAACGUUCUGAGUUUGAUGGAUGAAAUUGGCUUUACCUUAUUCUGUGGAGAAGCCACCACUGUGACUGUUAGAAUUGAAGAUGACACUGAUGUCCUCCUGUCCUGUCUGGAAAACAGCGUGGACCCUUUCACCUACUUCUUCGUGGCCUGCUGCAAACAAAGGAGAGAGGGGGAGUCCCUGAGGGUGCUUCUGCAGAGGACCCUGCUGGCUGAGGAAGGGCUGGAGGACGGAACAGAAAUAAUCUCUGGGUCCGGGGAGGAUGUCACCCUGUCUCUGAGGAUACCAGACAGGACUUCUGAGGAAGCCAUGAGAGGGGACGCUGCUCUGUGA